AGCUCAAGACGAUCGGAAGCGUCCAGCAGCAGCAGCAGAUCUAGUUCGGUCAGUUCGAAGUAUCGUGGAGUUGCAAGUUUGAAACCGGAGUUUGCGCCAAGUUGACUCGUGUCUCGUGCCAGUGUCUAAACCGCAAACCGCGCUAAUUUGUGCUCUCUGCAUUUCUGUUUUGCUACGCUGAUUCAUCACAACCCACCUGGUCUCGGGACCGGACUGCAUUUCCUACUUGGCCACUUUCGACAGCGACUCCGCACAGCAAAAAUGGACGUCGAUACCGUCGUGCACAGCAACUGCAAACAUCCAUCCAGCUACGUCCCGUACCGCUGGACGCUGACCGACAAGCUCAAGAAGACGGCCAAGUCGGAACUGCGCGAGGAUGAGAACGUACGCGAGCAGUCGCUGGCCCAAAUGCGCGAUUGGAUCGCCAAAUCGGCCCACAUCAAGCGGUGCCGCACCGAUCCGCUGUUCCUGCUGCGGUUCCUCCGGACGAAGAAGUUUUCGGUUCCACAGGCAUGCGAAAUGCUGGAAAAGUACCUGACCAUCCGGCAGACGGCGGCCCACAUGUUCAGCAAGUGCGACAUCGAAGAUCCCGAGAUUGAGGCCAUCAUUGACGGGGGUUACAUUGUGCCACUCCCGAAGCGGGACUCCAACGGCUAUCAGAUCGUGCUGUCCGUAGCGGGAAACCUGGAUCUGGACAAGGUCAACUCAUCGCUGCUGGCGCGGACGCAUUUUAUGGUCCAGGAGGUGCUGGCCGAUGACGAGCAGUCGCAAAUUUGCGGCUACCGGAAGGUGACCGAUGAACGGGAAAUCACGAUGAAGCUGCUGGGCAUGUGGUCCAUCAUUGACAUCAAGCGGGUCGCCGAGUGCAUACAGAAUGCGCUGCCGAUGCGGCUCAAGUCGAUCGACUUCAUUGGGCUGCCCUCGACGAUGGCGUCGUUUGCCGAGUUCUGCAUCUCGUUGCUCAGACCGAAGAUGCAGAAGCGUGUUAGUUUCUAUCGCACCUCCAAGGACUACGCGUCCAAAAUGGACAAGAGCAUCCUGCCGAACGAGCUCGGCGGCACCGCCGGACCGCUGGCCGAUAUGGUGGCCGAGUUCAAGGAGCGUUGCCGAAGGAAGCGCGCCCAGCUGCUGGCCAUGGACGAGAUGCACAUCGAAGUCCUCAAGUCGUCCCCGUACGCGACGGAUUCGUGCCGGGCCGAUCUCGACGCCGGCAUGAUUGGCAGCUUCCGGAAGCUGGAGGUCGACUAGAUCGUCGGAGGCAACGAGGGGAUACGCACGGGGAGGGACAUUCCAAGCGAACAUUUAUUGUGGCUUUUUUUGGUGAUAUUUUGUACCACGCGAUUGAUGUUACACUUUUUUGUGAAAAUAUAUACAAACGCAGAGACCGAUGUGAAACAGAUUAUCUUUUUUGUAAAAUGUUUUGGAGUAAGGUUUAUUGAUUUUAUCAACAUUGUUAUUUCUAAACUUACAAACUUUAUGUUAAUAAAGGUAUUACUUACAUAAA
Molecule: messenger RNA, 1504 nt
Organism: Culex quinquefasciatus (southern house mosquito)
Lineage: Eukaryota; Metazoa; Arthropoda; Insecta; Diptera; Culicidae
Product: clavesin-1
Exons: 3
Coding region: 262-1248 (328 amino acids)
Cellular component (GO): membrane
Molecular function (GO): phosphatidylinositol bisphosphate binding
Source: RefSeq, a predicted model, not a curated record